This is a messenger RNA of Zootermopsis nevadensis, 3752 nucleotides long. It is a transcript of the gene iPLA2-VIA, whose product is annotated as calcium-independent phospholipase A2 VIA. Gene Ontology annotation, cellular component: mitochondrion. The record is from RefSeq and is a predicted model, not a curated record. NCBI's taxonomy places the organism in Eukaryota, Metazoa, Arthropoda, Insecta, Blattodea, Termopsidae. Gene Ontology annotation, biological process: positive regulation of ceramide biosynthetic process; lipid metabolic process. Gene Ontology annotation, molecular function: long-chain fatty acyl-CoA hydrolase activity; protein binding.
UAACAUUCGGUCUCAAUGCCUAAUACAUGCUGUGUUAUCUUUAUCUAAUUUCUUAUCCUCAUAAUCAUCAACUAGAAAUUAGGUCUUGGGCACAUUGUGAUUCAGAAGCAACCUUCAACUCUGCGACUGAACGACUUGCAGGCCUAUUCAUAAUGAUUAUUAUUAGUGUUUGUAAAUCUUAGGGAAAUGUGUUAUUCCUAUGUUCCCUCUUGUUUUUAUUUCGAGAUGGUAAAACAGUCAUAUACACGAUUCAUAUAUUGCUUGCGUGGUAUCUGUGAUGUUCGUAUUGACAUUGUCGUCUAGGCGUUGAUGCGCUACGGUUCAUAUUUGUGAAAGUGGAAACGAUAAACGUUCAAUUGUUUCAAAUAUUUCAGUGCACUAUUGAUGAAAUGGCUUGGCUUGAAGCAUUGGGAAAAACGUCUGGUUUAAUACUUAGAAGUUUACUGGGACAAGAAUCAAACCCUAAUAAAGUUUUGGUUGUCCAACCAGAACAGUAUAGCGAUACACUUGUUCACUGCCGAGAAGAUGCACUUAUUUUGUAUGGCCCUAGGAUAGCGAAGUCUUCGAAGGAGAAAUACGAAAUUGUUCUUCAGAGGCCUUGUACUGAAACUUUCGAGCAAGCUUUCAGCUUAUAUCGUUCAAAUGACCUUCAAGAAGUGGAAAUUAAAUUUUUACAAUUGAAGGAGAAAGUACCAGUUCUUGUUGGAAUUUCACAAGAGGUUUGUAAUUUGGGUGGAAUCCAGAAACUAUGUGAUGCCUUGCAGGAGAACCCUACAUGGACAGUGACACAUUUGGCUUCGUACUUGUCACUUCAUGACACCUUUCAGUAUCCUGUUAUCGCAAGCAAUCUUAAUUCAGCAGAUCUUAACACUGGCAUAUCUCCAUUGCAAGUAGCCAUCAAGACAGGCAGUCUUCGAACUGUUCAGGCCCUCUUGAGUGCCAAAGCUUCACUGGAUCAUCUUGAUUAUGAGGCCAACUCUGUGUUCCAUUAUGCUGCCAGCACCAACACUGAGAUAAUUUUGGCACUGAGUGCGGAGUCCCCCAAAUGCCUGAACUGUCAGAAUUCAAAUGGACACACGCCGUUGCAUGUGGCAUGCCUGGCAGAUAAGCCGGAGUGCGUGAAGGCUCUCCUGGUUGCUGGAGCAGAUGUGAAUAUUUCUGCCUCUCAAGCAAGUGUACAUUCCCCCUCAUCAUCUACUGUGUCCCCAGGAUUUGUGGAUUUCCUGCAUGAAAAGUCCAACAAAUUGCAUACUCAGGAUAUGAAAUUUGGUGGCACGCCUCUCCAUUGGUCAUGCUCAAGAGAGGUAAUUGAAACUCUUAUAAAUAUGGGAUGUGAUAUAAAUUCACGCAAUUUUGAUGGACGUACAGCUCUUCACAUCAUGGUAGUGAGGAGUCGUCUGGAGUGUGUUGUAGCCCUGCUAAGUCAUGAAGCAAAUCCCAACAUCAGUGAUCACGAUGGCAACACACCGCUCCACCUGGCAGUUACACAAGGGAGUUUUGCUAUUGUUCAGGCCCUUGUUGUAUUUGGAGCAGAUGUUAGUUACAGGAACAAUGGAGGGGCAACUCCUCGUCAUGGUAUAGUGCUUGGAUCUGAUGGUGAUAGGAUCCUGUAUGUUCUGCAUGCUGUUGGAGCUCCAAGAUGUUCGCUUGACACACAGGGCUGCAAUCCAGGAUGUGAAGGUUCCUCAAACAAUUAUAAUGGCAUUCCUCCAGCUGUUCCUCCCUCCUUAGAGUCACGUGAGAUUUUGAACCAAAUGCUGUCUGUUGCUGGCAUGAACGUUGCAGCCACCAGUGGUACAACUGGGAAGCGUACAAAGGGAGGACGCCUGCUCUGCCUAGAUGGAGGUGGCAUACGGGGACUGAUCCUGGUUGUGAUUCUGCAGGAGCUAGAGAAGGCAGUAGGACGUCCAUUGACUCAAUGCUUUGAUUGGAUGGCAGGCACAAGUACUGGUGGCAUUCUGACCUUGGCACUGGCUGCAGGUAAAAGUCUCAUGGAAUGCUUGUGCCUGUAUUUCCGAAUGAAGGAACACGCGUUCGUGGGCAGACGGCCUUACAACAGUGAACCGUUGGAAAACAUUCUUAAAGAAGUUCUUGGAACAGACACUGUGAUGACUGAUAUCAAACAUCCCAAAGUGAUCAUCACAGGGGUUCUGGCAGACCGCAAGCCUGCGCAACUCCACAUGUUCCGGAACUAUCGGUCACCUGGCAGUCUGUUAGGUGUGGAAGAGAUGGGCAUGUUUCAGCCCACAUUUAGCCCAGAAAAUCAGUUGUUGUGGCGAGCAGCUCGUGCCUCCGGUGCAGCCCCUUCGUACUUCAGGGCUUUUGGACGUUUCCUGGAUGGAGGUUUGAUAGCGAAUAACCCGACAAUGGAUGCAAUGACGGAGAUUCAUGAAUAUAACCUUGCUCUGGAAGCAACUGGGCGAUCUUCUGAGCGGUGUCCUGUUACUGUGGUGGUCUCUCUGGGAACAGGCCUGGUUCCAGUUACACAGCUCAAGGAGAUUGAUGUGUUCCGUCCAGAGAAUGUUUUGGACACGGCUCGACUUGCUUAUGGUAUAUCUACUAUUGGAAAGCUCUUGGUUGAUCAAGCCACAGCGAGUGAUGGACGGGUAGUAGAUCGUGCAAGGGCAUGGUGUUCCAUGGUUGGAGUGCCAUAUUAUCGUUUCACUCCACAGAUGUCAGAAGACAUGCCAAUGGAUGAAAGAAACGAUUCAAAACUGGUUAAUAUGCUGUGGGAGGCCAAAGCCUAUGUACAUUCUAAGCAGGUCAUGGUCAAAGAAGUGGCACUUUUUCUAAAUAGAGAAUAGGAGCAGAUUUCUUCUCUUCUUAGGUUGUCAACGUUGCGGUUGGUUGGCAGCAGCUUUCCACCGGUUCCUGACCUGUGUUAAUCUCUUCAGCUCCACAUACGAGCUGCCCUAUGUAGUCCAACCUAUGCCUGCCCCUACAUUUUCUUCACUCCACAGACCCUUCCGAGAUGAAAGCUGGCAAACACUCAUGCCUAAUGAUAUAUCCAAUCCAGUUGUUUAAUCUCUUCCUCAUGUGCUCUAUCAGACACGGUGUCUCUCUGAUCCUUCUCAAUACCUCCUCGUUACUCACUUUUUCUAUCCAGGGUAUUUUCAAAAUUCUUUGGUAGCACCAUAACUCGAAAGCUUUGACUCUUUUCUUUUCCGUCGCCCCGAGCGUCCAGGUCUUACUUCCGUAAAGGAACUCGCUGUACACAUAUGUCUUUAACAGAUGUUUCCUUAACUCCAUGUUAAUGCUAUUAGAUGUGAAGAGCUUCCCUUUCUUAUUGAAAGCUGUCUUUGCUUGGUUAACUCUGCUCACCAGGUCUCUUUUACUCCAUCCAUCAGAUGUUAUUUUGCUUCCUAAGUAUGUAAACUCUUUGACAUUCUCAAGAUGCCUUCCAUGUAGAGUCACCCCAGCCUGAGUACCUUGCCUACUUACCACAAGAGCACUUUUGUCUUAUCCUUAUUGAUUUUCAUAUUGUAUCUCGUUACAAGCCUGUUGUCCAUUUCCUCCACAAUUGCCGCCAGCUCCUCCUCACUCUCAGCUAGUAUUGCAAUAUCAUCAGCAAACCUGAGCAUAUCUAUCCCCUCUCCUUGGAUCUUCAUGCCUCCUCUCUGCCCUAAAUUUUCCCUCAUUUCAUGUAAAGCUUUCUGAAUAUACCCAGUGAAGAGUACAGGUGAGAGGGAGCACCAUUGUCUUACCCCCUGUCUGAUACAACAGAUUUAAUAUCUCUAAAUCAGUAUUUUGUU